Pyricularia oryzae 70-15 is the source of this 2798-nucleotide messenger RNA. RefSeq lists its product as uncharacterized. Gene Ontology annotation, biological process: telomere capping. The coding region runs from base 161 to 601 and encodes 146 amino acids. NCBI's taxonomy places the organism in Eukaryota, Fungi, Ascomycota, Sordariomycetes, Magnaporthales, Pyriculariaceae. The record is from RefSeq and is a predicted model, not a curated record. Gene Ontology annotation, molecular function: single-stranded telomeric DNA binding. The transcript has 3 exons. Gene Ontology annotation, cellular component: CST complex.
CUUGACUUUGUUUGAAUCAAUUGCCAAAUCUGGAGAAUUGGCUCAAGUUUACCUAAACUUACCUCGCAAGGUACCGAUUUACCUGCACAUCUGCUCAAGGUGCCAGUCAGUCAACUGGUUGUUAACAGACCUAUACAAGCUGUCGCAGGUCAUUCUCGUCAUGUCGAAUGGCCCUCCUCCAUCAAGACUAGUCUCGAUUUCGACGCUUCCUUUGUGCGAAAUUGGAGACAAAGUGAGGUUUCUGGGCUGCGUCACUUCCUAUGCGACCAGUAAUGCAACCCUGACUCUCGAAAACACAUCCCAGCUGGGAGACCGUGAUUCCGAUCCCCGCCAAUCGCGGGUUCAGGCGCUGGUCGACGUGAAUCUUAUUCUCCAGGCCCUUAACCAAGAGCAGACGCAGCCUGGUGAAUGGGUCAAUGUCGUUGGCUACAUUAACAAGUCGGAUCCCUCUAGUGACAAAAGGACUGGCAGAUAUUGUGUCAAAGUGCAAGCCCUGUUACUUUGGUCCGCUGGGCCGCUGAGUCUACAGGACUACGAGAGAACCCUAUCGUCUCAUGUCAAAGGUUUACCUGCCGGCCCGGACCCUCCGAAAGAGUUCUGACAACGUACGCCCGGCGGCAUGGCUGUACGGAGUAUGUGACACAUGCCCUAUGCCGCUGCCACGCGUGUCCUACCUUGCAUGGCUGCAAAAGCUAGUCUAAGAUGGAAACUGGCAACCAUAUCAGAAAAAAAAAAGAAGAAAAAGAAGAAAAAAACGAAGAAGCAGUUCCACAGAGUACGCCAUCGCACUGGACCUCUCUGCUGGCAAGCUAUGCUUGUUGUCUUUAACUGGCUCGGCACAAGCACCGAAUACUCUCAUUUGCUUGUUUCUUUCGUGAUACCAUUGCAUUCUGCUUUGGGGUAAUACAGCAGAUCGCCAUCUUGAUGAUGAAUUGAAGAUUGAAAGUGGGUUUUAUUGUUGAUUCUUCCAAGCGUUGUGUACCGUCCUCCUUUUUUGACGUCGAACGACCAAUCAGUCGCAGACACUGGGAUAAACGAUAAUUUCCGGCAGCAUCAAGUGGAAUGGUGCACAACACGUUAACAUCAUACCCACCUAACUGCACAUUUCGGAAGCCAACAACAGUGCCCAAAAGCACUGACUACGCAUACCGGCAUUCCGGUGCCUGCCAUGUCAUCGUGCUUGACGGAGGAGAAGCGCGAAAUAGGUGGUCAUCCAGACCUAGUCUCACUCGGCAUUGGCUGCAUUCAAAAUACCAAUGUGCGGGAGCUUCCGACCGCCAUCUCGGACAAUCCCCUUAUCACUGAUAUUAUUUAGAUUCAGCCCGGUCUUUUAUUGUGCUAUCCACCAGAAAGCCCCUAUGGAGUUAUUCAGGCAAUCAAACCAGAGAAAGGAACGAAACAUUGCCUAGUCCUCCAUCCACACACAAACGGCCGCUAUUGCCCGUUGCCGGCACAGCCAGGACCAAUUCUUGGCUAACAAGGCCUGAAACUCGGCGGCGCAGUGACAACGCAGUCGCACUGCUGCAGGCCCAUACACACCAGCCCUUGCCAUAACGGAAUAACAUAAAAUUAUGCAGCGUCCAUUGGGCCCAAAAACGCUAGUUGAGAGUAGAGGUCUGGACAUGGGGCAAAUGUCACGCAACAGCAACCGCAAACGCCCGUAACGCAGCAGAGAGUAACAUUCACAACAUGGGAUCUCCGGCCCACUGCAUCGGCGAUGCGCCAUCUCACCAAUCUUGCGCCCUCUUUGGCAGCGCCAAGCUUUAUUGAGUGCUCCAACCUGCACACAUUUUUGGUUCUUCCACCGAACUCCGGGGUGUAUUCGUUGGUCAGCCUGGGCGUCUGCUGCGGCCGCCUCUCUCGUCAUCCCUCCUGUGCCGCCUUUGAGGGUUUCGUGCGUUGGAUCCGCCUCGGCUGAUCACCACUGGCUUGUGCCAGGGGCGCUUGAGAGUCUUUUGCUCAGCGUCGGCGCUGCUGCUACCACCGCUACCGGAUGAUUGACGGGCCUCGGCCUGUUUUUUGUACAUUUCGCGAGACUUGUUGCAAAUAUCAUCGAUUUGUUCCUACCGUCCAUGUCAGGAAUCAGUUUCGAAUGCGUCUCUGCUUAGUUCAUUUGUGGAACAGAUGGCUCACAUCAGAGAGGCAUGGCCCUGGAGUGGUUAUCAGGAAGCCAUCCUCGCCCUGCGAUUUCAUCAUGGUCAGUAAGCCAUAUAUAUCCUUCCUCGGCCACAAGCAUCUUACCUCGUUUUGAUAAGUGCGCACGCUGGCCUCAGGUCCGAGAUAGUAGCGUAUUUCCGCAACAAUCACCUUUCUGUGUAUGUCUAUGUUGGGGAUCCAAUAUGUCUUUUUUGAUGCUUCAGAAGAAGACAUGACUGCGAAAGGCACUGCACUUGAUGGCUCAGCUGGUGUUGCCGGGGGAAACUCGGGGCACAGCAAUACAACCCUCAUCCCUCUUCGCCAUGGGGUUGAGGCGGUAUUUAUAUUUGUCCGUUCACGGUAACGACGGCUGGUUCUUAAAGUGCACACGAAAUCGAGACAAUGCGACUCUGUGAUAGGGCGUACCUAUGAUUAUUUUAUGCAGCCGCUGGCCAAGGCUUCUUAUGGUUUUUUUCUUGCCCUUCUUUCUCUCCGUUUUUCUCUUAUAAAACCUUCGUGAGCUACAAGUUUAGCCACUUCAUUCCACAAAUCUGAUUCCUUCACAAAGUUUCAGUGACCGGAACAAUAUCGCGCUCGACAUAGUUAUUGCUUUUCUUCUUUUCCACUUUAGCAUGGAAGCCGUAAGUAGAGACCUACAUGCA